Molecule: messenger RNA, 2396 nt
Organism: Clarias gariepinus (North African catfish)
Lineage: Eukaryota; Metazoa; Chordata; Actinopteri; Siluriformes; Clariidae
Gene: lamp1b
Product: lysosomal associated membrane protein 1b
Exons: 6
Coding region: 247-987 (246 amino acids)
Cellular component (GO): membrane
Source: RefSeq, a predicted model, not a curated record
GCUUCCUGGUGCGAUUAGGAGACCAGCGACGGGCAUGAGACAAAAACAAACGUGUUUAUCUGAACGAGGUUCAGUGUUGUAGGACAGAUACUAAUGAGAAAAGACUUCUGCAUCGCGCUUUUAAACUGUAGAAUUAAUUGUAUUUGCAUUAGGAGAAGUGUGUAAGUUGGUUAGAGUGAUAAUACUAGCUGAGUUGAAUUGUUUUGUCUCUUGGCCCGGUGUGUUUUGAUUCACGAGACUGGAAACAUGAAACCUCACACCCGAAACCUCUCUCUGCCUUCUGGCCUAACUGUCCUGCUGCUGGCUGUAACAUUAUGCCCAAGUUUUUCCAGCGACGUGCUGUCCACCACUUCUGCUCCAACUCCGCCAGAACCUCCCAGUAUCCCAGAGACUGGGUCCUACAAUGUCACCAACAACGGCACCGCAUGCUUGUUGGCCAGCAUGGGACUGCAGCUCAACAUUACUUACACCUCUCGAUCACAGGGCAAGGCCGUUCAGGUUAUUAUAAACUUGCAACCAAACAUGACCAAUGCCACUGGAUCUUGUGAGCCUGACACUGCAACGAUCAAACUCAUAAAUGAGAACACAAAUCUGACAUUCUUAUUUCAUUCGAAUUCUUCUACGAAUAAGUAUUAUCUUGGUGGCCUGUCGCUGUCAAUCGCCUUGCCAGACAUGACUCAGCCCUUGGUUGUCAGUAACACCAGUCUAGACUACCUUCAAGGAACUUUGGGCUACUCGUACAUGUGCCAUCAAGAGCUGAUUUUGCCUGUUGGCGAGAAAUUCUCUCUGAACACGUUCCAUCUACGGGUGCAGCCAUUCAAUGUCAGUGGACAGGAGUUUGGAGCAGCUGAAGAGUGUCAGCUGGAUAAAGAUGACAUGCUGAUCCCUAUCGCUGUGGGUGCUGCUCUUGCUGGCCUUGUUUUGGUCGUGCUUUUGGCCUACCUGAUUGGCAGGAAGAGAAGCCAUGCUGGCUACCAGACGAUUUAAACCUGCUCACAUAAGCUUUCAAGCCAGAAUAUGCAAGCAUGGCUAAUCGAUGGACCCUAGCACGUUAAAGUCACAAGUUUUUUCCUUCCCUGCUCUGACCUCUGCUAUUCUCAUGCUGCCAUUAUGCCCACUACCUGAGGUGAUCCUGUGAAUUCUGGACUUUAAGUUGUAUAAUAACUGGAAUGUAGAUUAUUAGAAAAUAUUUAAUCUGGUGCUGCUCUUGGUAUUCUUUUUGGAGUGGGUGUUACUCGGCAUGACUAAAAGGCAUACUGUAGGUCUCGAGUAAGCACAAACUAGCAGUAAAACUGACAAGAAUUUCUGCUUAUGGUGUGUACAAUGAUAUGCUAGAGUUAAUUGAAACGGGACCCUAGUGAGAGUCUCAGGCCUGUCCAUCAUAAUAAUGGAGCUCAAUAUUACAAGUAGGAGCAUUAACUAAGGAGAAUAGCUGCUAUAAAUUUGUGCUUUAUCACCUAUGACAGGCAGUACUUAACACUUCCUCUGCCCUUGACAUUAUUCAGACAGUAAGACAGACUCUGAACUCAGAGCCUUGGAAAAGCCAGACAUUAAGUUGCUAAGUUUCUAUUGAGGUCAGUCUGCAUGCUUGGUUUCUCAUACUACAGCACAACAAGUUAUUGUAAAAGUGUGGCAUUACACUGUGGUAGCCUUGAGUAAAUCAUACUGAAGCCACUGUAGUUUAUACCCAAGGCUGCAUUUACUGCACUGAGACCUUUCGCAAUACCUCUCAGACCCCAUUAUUCUCCACUUGAAGGUGCUUCAUGCAAUAGUAAACUGGUACUUUUCUUUCAAAACUGUCGUUAUUUAUAAAGCUUACAAGAAUAGCAUAAAUUUGCAGCAUGACUGAGUUCUUAUGAAUUUUUUUUUAUACAUAUAGAUGUGUUUGACAUAAUAGUUGACAUAACAUAAAAGUUCAUGUACAACAAAAUUCCCACAUUAUUAGCAAACUGUAAACCAUUUAGUGUUAAACAUCUAGACUGCUUACCCAUGUAAGAAUGUAAGAAUGUAAGAAAUCUGUGGCCACUCAAAUGAGAAUUUCUUAUAUAUUAAUAUUACACUCACAGUAUGAAAAGAAUGUUAAAUUGAUAUCAUUUUCAUACUGUGAAUAUGACUUUUUGAUAUGAACUUCAUUCUGUGUGAAGGACUAAGCAGGAUUUAUUGCUUAAGAAAGAGUGAGUGUUGCUAUUAUGAACUCUUAUACAAUGCACUGGACAUAUGCAUAUCUUAUCUGCUUCUGUUGAUGUGUUUAUGGUGUUUUUAAUUUGCAUCUUGGCCUUAAUGUGAAAGGCUUUGGAACAGUGUGUUUUGAAUGAGGACAAUGUGUUGCAAUCCAUAUCUAUCAGUAGAGAGUAUGCAUAUUUACAAAUGCAGUGACAAAUAAAAGGGAAAAAGUG